Molecule: messenger RNA, 1203 nt
Organism: Physella acuta
Lineage: Eukaryota; Metazoa; Mollusca; Gastropoda; Physidae
Product: innexin-11-like
Cellular component (GO): plasma membrane; gap junction
Molecular function (GO): gap junction channel activity
Source: RefSeq, a predicted model, not a curated record
AUGGUAAAUCCUGUAAUGGCCGGGUCAUGUGAAGACGAAGACCUGGAUCGACAAAGACAAAAGUCCUGUGACGGCAAGGCUCUGUGCUGGUUGGCAGAUUUUUUGUCUGCUUUUGGUCUGACGAGAACAUCAGACGAGGAUCUUUGCAGUCAGUUCAAUUAUCUCUGGAGCUCUCUGCUCGUCACUGCUAUGGGUCUUUUUAUCACGCUAAUCCAGUACACGGGUAAUCCCAUUGAAUGCUGGUGUCCAGCUGAACUGCCCGAGGUCCAGUGCAACUACACCAAAGCUCUGUGCUGGGUCAAACAGAACUAUUACGUGCACGAGGACCAAGACGUCAACCAGGUCCCAGAUGAGCGCUACAGCAUGACCAUCGCCUACUACCCCUGGGUCCCGUGGAUCCUCUUCUUUGUGGCCGCCAUCAUGAAACUCCCACACUACGUCUGGCACUCGUUUGCGCAUUCUUCCGGUCUGAACCUCAUCCGGCUCAUUGAUCUGGCCAACGGCCUCGAGGAAACUGAAAGUUUAGCCAAAAUCGUCCAGUUGUGGCUGGUUCGGAACUCCGAACCUCCAAGAAGCACGAUACUGAGUAAAGUCAAACACUACUUAGGCAGCGCGGGGUGUUUUUGGUUUGGCAAGAAACAUAAAACUUAUCUGGCCGGAUUGAUUCUGUUCACUAAGUUGACUUACUUGUUGGUAUCUAUUGGCGUACAUAUGAGCCUCAAUUUUUUCAUUGAGGAAGAUUUCCUAUGGUACGGUUAUGAGGUAUUUGAAAGUUAUAUAAAGGGGAUCCCGCAAAUUUCAGCGCGAUUUCCCGUUCAGACCCUUUGCGAUAUGGAAAUACGGCUGGCUACUGGUAUAAACCGGUACAGUAUUCAAUGUAUUUUACCUAUAAAUAGGUACAGUGAGAAGAUAUUUAUAUUUCUGUGGUUUUGGCUGCUAAUGCAGAUUAUUGUCAACGCAUGGAGUCUUUUUAAAUGGGGACUUCGGUUACUUUCCCCAACUGAUAGACGGCGGUUCGUACAAAUUUACGUUGAGAUUACUCUACAUUUGCAACAACAGCGGAAAACACGCAUGGUGAAACGUUUGGGGCAUGAUGGAAUUGUUGUGUUCCGAACAUUGGAAGACGCUGUAGGGAUUGUAAUGGCCAACCAGAUCUUUCAAGCUCUCUACGAACAGCUGACUAGCACUCUACACUACUCAUAG